CUUGCACUAAUUAACGACGUUGCCUCACCAAUUGUGCCUUGUGGGAUCUGUCGUCAAGUAAUUCACGAAUUUUGUCCCUUCGACAUGCCUAUCCUACUGGUUGCAUCUUCUUACACUGAGAAGGAGAACAUACUCUUAGGGAAUUACUUCCAGUUGGUUUCGGACCCGAGGACUCAGAAAGAGACGUGGUUAAGCUCCCUUUUGAUACCUAUUUGA
This is a messenger RNA of Suillus plorans, 216 nucleotides long. RefSeq lists its product as uncharacterized. NCBI's taxonomy places the organism in Eukaryota, Fungi, Basidiomycota, Agaricomycetes, Boletales, Suillaceae. Gene Ontology annotation, molecular function: catalytic activity. The annotation marks the transcript as partial. The record is from RefSeq and is a predicted model, not a curated record. The transcript has a single exon.